Molecule: messenger RNA, 2749 nt
Organism: Cygnus atratus (black swan)
Lineage: Eukaryota; Metazoa; Chordata; Aves; Anseriformes; Anatidae
Product: tumor necrosis factor receptor superfamily member 10A-like
Exons: 9
Coding region: 193-1497 (434 amino acids)
Biological process (GO): positive regulation of apoptotic process; TRAIL-activated apoptotic signaling pathway
Cellular component (GO): cell surface; plasma membrane
Molecular function (GO): protein binding
Source: RefSeq, a predicted model, not a curated record
AGGGCGGGGGCAGCAGAGCAGCGGCGCCCAGCCGCGGAGCACCAGGAGCGCUCGGGUCCCUCUCUGGGACACAUGCUCUGAUUUUUUUUUUUUUUAUUUUUUUUUUUUGGGGUGGUCCUUUGGGGGCCCCGGGAGUCGGCUUCGAGGAUUUUUAUUUUUUUUUAUACAUAUAUAUAUAUUUUUUUUUGAGGGAUGUUUGGCGAAGCUGCCCUCCGAUGGUUCCUAACCCGCUCCGCUCCGCGCAGGAUGCGCUCGGCGCUGCGCCCCUCGUCCCGCCGGGGCUGCCUCCCCCUGCUGCUGGCGAAGGCUGUUUUGUCAACGGCUGCCGCAGUGGAGGUUAGGAGGGACAGGGUGGAUCUCUUGGAGCUAAGCAGGAAAGGGGAAGACUUUUACCAGGUCCAGGACAGCGGUUGGUUUUGCAGGAUGUGCCCCGCAGGCACCUACGUGGCGGAGCACUGUAAAGAGCAAAACGGCUCCAGCACGUGUUUGCCGUGCGAAGCAGACGGGUACGUCGAAUACCCCAGUCGCUUCAGCAGGUGCCUGCGCUGCUGGACGUGUAGGGAAGACCAGGUGGAGCUGAGUCCUUGCAGUGCCACCAGGAACACGCAGUGCAUCUGCAAGAACGGCACCUUCUGCUCCCCCGACCACCCCUGCGAGAUGUGCCAGAAGUGCCAGUCCCGGUGCCCCAGCGGGCAAGUGAAGAUAGCUCCGUGCACGCCGCACAGCGACCUCCUUUGCGGCCCCCCCACGGGCUCCUUCUCCGGCUCCUACAGUAAGUUUGGGGCGGCUGGAGGGACGGGGGCGAGGGCUGGAGGUGUGGGAGCUGCUGCCUCAACGUGCCCUGUGUUACCAGUGAUCAUCAUCGUCAUCAUCGUGGCGGUGGCCGUGGUCCUGCUGCUGGUCUUGCUGUGGAAGUGCUGCUGCAGGCACCCCGCUGCAGGGGACAGCAGAGACCUGGGCAGAAAGUCUGGCAACGUGGUGCACUACCUGGUGCUGCAGCUGACCCGGCGCUGGCGGGGUGGGCUGGGGACGCGGGACAACAUCCGCAACGAGCACCUCUCCCGGGACCAGGAGCAGGGGCUGCUCCCUGCCGUGGGGGCUCCCAGCGCCCCAGGGCUGGAGGAGGUGGUAGCAAGGACCUCGGAUCCCAGUGUGAAAACCCAAAAGAUUCUGGUUCCAGUGCCAGGAGAAGACCCCGUUAUCCUUCUGCGUCGCUCUUUUCACGUCUUUGCCCGAGACGUGCCCUUCAAGGACUGGAAGAGAUACGGCCGAGCCCUCGACCUGCUGGAGAACGACCUCGCUCUGGCGGAGAUGAACGACAAAUACUCGCAGGAGCCCUUCUUCCAGAUGCUCAACAUGUGGCAGAACAAGCAAGGGAUGAGCGCCUCCGUGAACACGCUGCUGGAGGCCCUGCACCGCAUCGACCUGGGGGGCAUAGCAGAGGACAUCUCCUCCAAGCUGGUGCAGCAGGGCUCCUUCCAGUACCAAGUGAGCUAAGCAGCACCUUCCCACAUGGGAACACGAAUACCUUGAAGAACAGUUCCUGUUUUUUACCUUUUUAUUGUGGCUUACAGCCCUUGAAGCCCUUGUACAGCUGAGCCUGGAGGAGCUGAUCCUCCCGUGAAGUUCAAGCCCCGUGGCCUCCUCUGCCAGACCUAGGCUCUCGGUGCUUCCUCAUGAAACCCAAGCUGGUGCCUUCAUUUCACUCAAUCAAUGCAAUGAGCCAAAAACUAUUGCAAGCUGCCUUUGGGAUUGUCUCGCGGGGAAGCACUGGUACUCUAUGGACCUCGUGAGGCUUGGUGCCAAGCAGCAUCUUUGCACGGUGAAGGCAUCCUCUUGUUUUUAACUGGAUCAUCCUUUCCUGGGCUUUUUUUUUUUUCUCUUGUUUUGGUGGGAUUCCUGGCAUCUGCAACGACUUCUGCUGGCAGAACAUCUCAGAGGUGGCCAGCCUGCUUAAUGCUGUAUGCUUGGUGGGCCAGCAGCAGUUGAGUUCUUGGGUUAUUCCUUAAAAGCUUUUUUACUGUGCUGCAUUUUUAGGUAGUAGCAGUUCUGCUUGUUGUUAGAAAAUCCAACACUGGACUCAAGGGGAGGGCUGGGAGCCAUUUGCUGGCUCUGUGAUCGCCAGGGAAAAAAAAAAAAAAAGGGUUGAUGGAGGGAGCAGGAUGGAAAACAGCAAAUUAUCAGCUUGAGAAACCCUCCUCUCUCCUCCGUGACCGUGGUCAGGGCGCUUGGUUCCCCUUCCCCUGGCUCUUGGGGGUUUGCUGUCCCCAUCCACCUCGAGAGGUGACCGCGCUGAGCAUCCUCCAUCCCUCCCCAGGGACAAACACGUAGCUCAGGGACAAUGUGGCUGGAAACCUGCAGGGUUUGAGCUGGCUUAAACGUGCUGCAGCCCAGCCGCCGGGGACCUGCCCGGGCGCAGGGGCAGCGCCAGCUCCUCUGCACCCCCCCCCACUCCGUCCUCCCCCCACACCAAUUUGCCAACAACUUUUUAAAAAAAAAAAAACACAAAUCCCACCUCAAAAAUACAAGCAGAACAUUUGUAUUUAUGUAUUUAUUAGUAAUUGUAAACGUGUUCAUAUAUUAACUUAAAAGCUAAUAUAAAAAUAGUAUUGUUUUUUUUUUUUUUAACUAUGCAUGGUUGUGUGUUUUUGUACAGAGCUCUGGCCCAGCCAGCACAUCACUUCCAGUUUUUUACAGGUGUAUUUUAUGAAGAAGGAAUAAACUUUGUUUAAAAAAAAAAAAAAAAAAA